Biomphalaria glabrata is the source of this 1294-nucleotide messenger RNA. RefSeq names its product mas-related G-protein coupled receptor member D-like. Gene Ontology annotation, molecular function: G protein-coupled receptor activity. NCBI's taxonomy places the organism in Eukaryota, Metazoa, Mollusca, Gastropoda, Planorbidae. The record is from RefSeq and is a predicted model, not a curated record. The transcript has 2 exons. Gene Ontology annotation, biological process: G protein-coupled receptor signaling pathway. Gene Ontology annotation, cellular component: plasma membrane. Bases 11 to 1042 code for a protein of 343 amino acids.
UCAAAACAGGAUGUCAAACGUUAGCGAUAAGGUCAAAGACUCAUUCCGCUUGGAAGCAAUGGUCUAUGAUGCUGAUCCAGUGUCAAUGGAAAUCCUUCAACUCAUGGAGUUGGCGUUUGGCUGUGUGCUGAUCCACUUGUUCGCCCUGCUGGGGCUAGCGGGCGCCACCAUCAACAUUAUUGUCUUAUCUAGUCAGAACAUUACGACAGACAGUUCUAACAUUUUGUUAAUAUCGCUGUCUGUGGCAGACUUUGUCUUCUGUUUGACUAUACCCAUAUGUCGAUUCAAGUGCAUCAUUUCUCAUCUGAUAGACAUUCCAACUGGCAUCAUCUAUGACAUCUUUAUCCAACAACAUCUUGCCUUCUUCAACCGUGUGUUCUACUACAUCAGUAUCACCCUUGUCGGUGCCAUCUCGGCAGAAAGGUUUUUGGUCGUGUUCUUCCCUCUGAAAGUAGUCAGCAUCGUGACCCCGUCAAGAAUUAGAUUCGUUUCCGUUUCCGUGUACGCGAUCAAUUUCGCACUGGCCUCCCCUGGUUUCUUCUGUUUAACCGAAACGUGGCUGCUCUCGGAGAGCUACAACCGAACCUUGCCAGUUUUGGUGAUCACAGAGUUCUACAAGGAAAACAUCAAAGUUGUCAACGUGGUCAUCUCUCUCGUAUAUAACAACACAGUCCUUGGCGUCUCGAUACUUCUCAGUCUCACGUGUACCCCGGCUAUAGCCGUGAAGCUGUGGAUAGUUACCCAAAAGAGGCAGAAGAUGAUCCAGAAGAAGUGCUCUUUUGAUCUCCAGGUGGCCAAAAUAUUAAUAGCUAUUUGUACGGUCAGUCUGUUGGUGUACGGUCCAUUCGUUGGCUAUAUUACAGCGACUUAUUUUAUCCCAGACUACAAACUCAUUUCUAACUCCUUCAAUCUUUAUAGCGUCAUAACAGACUUCAGUGGUACCAUAUGCGCUUCUGCCAACUUCUUAAUUUACGUAACAAUGUCCAGCAAAUUUCGGAAACACUACACGCGAUUAUUUUCUAAUGUUUGCAUCUGUAAAUAACAAAAAAAUAAUUGAAGAUACUGAGACAUCAGAAGGAGAAAAAUGUCGCAAUACGGUUCUCUGUAUUGUAGAAGAUGUUUUAAUAUUUAUAAUGCUGCAGUGAACAUAUUAUUAAGUGAAUUACACUUGGUUUCCGAGUAUUUCUAAUUUUGAACUUAGUCUUUUGAGCAGUUGGGACACCACACAUAAUCUGUCGACCGUCUUUCUCCAUUUCUCUCUUUUGCCUUGGCUAUAAUCUCUUUCAUUUACAGA